This is a messenger RNA of Fraxinus pennsylvanica, 927 nucleotides long. The record is from the annotation of a GenBank genome assembly. Lineage: Eukaryota; Viridiplantae; Streptophyta; Magnoliopsida; Lamiales; Oleaceae.
AUGGAUAGAUACCAGAAGGUGGAGAAGCCCAAGCCAGAAUCUCCGAUAAACGAAAAUGAGAUCCGUAUCACUUCUCAAGGUCUGGUUCGUAACUACAUCAGCUAUGCCACCACACUUCUUCAGGAGAGACGUGGGAAUGAGAUUGUCUUGAAAGCAAUGGGUCAGGCGAUAAGCAAAACAGUAGCUAUUGCAGAGAUUAUAAAGAGAAGAAUUCCUCGACUGCAUCAAGACACUGCCAUAAGUUCAGUAAGAAUAACUGAUACAUUUGAACCCAUUGAAGAGGGCCUUCAGAUUGUGGAGCAGACUCGCCAUGUUUCCAUGAUUUCAAUCACCUUGUCAACUAAGGAGCUAAACAAGAAUUCUCCAGGGUACCAAGCUCCAGCUCGUAUGGGGCAAACUAAACAACAAUAUAAUUAUCAGCCGCAGCCACCGCAACAGCAACAGCAACAGCAACAGCAACAGCAACAGCAACAGCCACCGCGGCAACCGCAACAGCAACAUAUACAGCAACAGCAACCUCUUCCUAGACAAGCACGUGCAGUGUACAACAGUGGUAAUGGAGAUGCAUAUGGACGUGGAAGGGGUCGUGGCAGAGGGAGGGGACGAGGUUGGAACAGAGGUGGAUAUGCAAACCAUCAAGAAAAUGACGGAUAUGCAAACUAUCAAGGAAAUGGUGGAUAUGCAAAUUAUAAAGGAAAUGGUGGAUAUGAAAAUUAUAAAGAAAAUGAUGGAUAUGCAAACUAUCAAGAAAAUGGUGGUGGGUAUUCUAACUUGGGCCGAGGUGGAGGGCGUGGUGGUGGUUGGGGUUAUCGUGGUGCUGGAUAUGGUAGAGGCAGAGGCGGAGGUGGCCGAGGCUAUGGCUAUGGUCGUGGCCGUGGAAGGAUGGGUGGCCGCUCAAGGGGUGGCAGGGGUGGCAACCAGGCAUAG